This is a messenger RNA of Trachymyrmex cornetzi, 6367 nucleotides long. It is a transcript of the gene Npc1a, whose product is annotated as Niemann-Pick type C-1a. Gene Ontology annotation, molecular function: lipid carrier activity; cholesterol binding. Gene Ontology annotation, biological process: cholesterol homeostasis; sterol transport; intestinal cholesterol absorption. Gene Ontology annotation, cellular component: plasma membrane. The transcript is spliced from 18 exons. Lineage: Eukaryota; Metazoa; Arthropoda; Insecta; Hymenoptera; Formicidae. The record is from RefSeq and is a predicted model, not a curated record.
GUCGACGGCUGUCAAGCGGUGAGGUUGAUCAUAAUUGUUCGUGUGGCUCAUAAACCAUCACAAGACUAGUCGAGCCGUCGAGGAGACGUCUUGCGCGACGAACAUUGUCGAAAGAAAUGUCCCGUGUGCAAUGAUCGCAUGGCGACACGUUGUACACGUAUAGAGUUGAGCUUGAGCGAGGUUAAGUGCAUCGCGCCUGAUAGCAGGGAGAAGCGAAUUCAGCGGGCGGUGUAAAACGUAUUAACGCCAUGCACUGGACUAGGGUAACGACUGCGACUGCAGGCACGGCCGCUCAUCGAAAUUUGAUGGGCGCAGCCGUAACACGUAACGUUCUUCGGCCCUUAUUAUUGCUGUUGACUCUGUCCAGCUUCGUAAGUCUGGUUGUCAGUGAAGAAAAUGGUCAUUGUAUAUGGUAUGGAGAGUGUUACACGGAUGCAUCUAUGCACAUAAAAAAUUGUAUUUAUGAUGGGCCAGCAAAACCAUUAAAUUCUGAAGGACAGAAAUUGUUGGCUAAGCAUUGUCCACAUUUGUUAGUGGAUGAUGGCAAAGGAAUUAAUACUUGUUGUGAUACUAAGCAACUUACUACAUUAGACUCAAAUAUCCAGCUUGCGUCAAAUUUCCUAAAACGAUGCCCUAGUUGCUUAGAUAAUUUAGCAAAGCAUUUUUGUGAUUUCACAUGCGGUGUUAACCAAAGCAAAUUUGUCAACGUUACGGAGAAAGGCGUGGCAGAUGGUGUAGAAUAUGUUAAUGGAAUAAAUAUAUAUAUAACGAACAAAUAUCUUGAUGGAACAUUUAACUCGUGCAAUAAGGUGUCAGUGCCAAGUACGGGGCAGUUAGCAUUGGAUAUAAUGUGUGGAGAAUGGGGAGCGAGUAGAUGUACUCCAUUGAAAUGGUUUCACUUUAUGGGUGAUGCGGAGAAUAAUGUUUUUGUACCUUUCCAAAUUACAUAUAUAAAUACUGAUAAUCCUGUCGGAUUAUUUACGCCAUUAGAUCCUAUAAUCACACCGUGCAACAAGGCAUUAAACAAAAACACGCCAGCUUGCAGCUGUGUCGAUUGUGAACAAAGUUGUCCAACACCACCACCGAUGCCUCCAUUACCAACGCCAUUUUCAAUAUUUGGUUAUGAUGGUUACGAAGUUAUAAUGACAAUUAUUUUUGUAUGUGGUUCCUGCCUUUUCCUUCUGUUAAUGAUGUGUUUCAGCCAUAGGAAACGUAUAGUUGCACGAGGAGAGGAGGUAGGAAGACAGGUGGGUAGACGGCUAGCUGCCGGAUUACACCACCCAGGAGAUGGUGCUCGUAUUGCCCUCGCCGCUGACCAAGAAGACAGUCCACUUCAGUCUAAGCGUUCUAGUGUUAUAUCCUCCGAUGAGUUACCAGCUGGCUUUGAUCAAGAACAAUCUACCUUCAUUGAAAAACUUGGAGCAGGUACUGACAAAUUUUUGCAAGAAUUUUUCUGCAAAUGGGGAACAGGUAAUAUAAUUUAAAUUUUAUGAUAUAAUUUAAUUGGCUUCCUAUUGAUUGUUGGCUUGGGACAUGGAAUAAAAUACAUGAAAGUUACUACAGAUCCUGUGGAAUUGUGGGCAUCUCCGCAUUCUCGAUCGCGCAUUGAAAGAGAAUAUUUUGAUAAACACUUUGAACCCUUUUAUCGAAAUGAACAAAUUAUUAUUACUUCUGUUGGCUUACCGAAUGUUGUACACAACACAUCCGACGGACCAAUCGUAUUUGGUCCCGUGUUUAAUGAUACUUUUCUAAAAACGGUCUUUGAAUUACAAGAAGGUAUUAAAAAUAUAAUUACUCCUAACAACUACACGUUAGCGGACAUAUGUUUCGCUCCUUUAACUGGGCCAUUUACCGGCCCAACAACCGUCUCGCAUUGUACUAUUCAAAGUAUUUGGGGUUACUGGCAAGACGAUUUAAAAACGUUUGAAAACUCAGAAGAAGAAGGAAAUUAUACAGUAAACUAUUUGGAUCAUUUUAGAGUUUGUUCACAAAAUGCAUAUAAUCCCGAAUGUCUCGCACUUUACGGCGGUCCAGUUGAGCCAGCAAUUGCAGUGGGUGGAUUUUUGUCUCCGGGACAAGAUCUUCAUAAUCCAUCAUAUGAAAAGGCAACCGCUAUAAUCCUUACUCUUCUUGUAAACAAUUAUCACAACAAAGCCAGAUUAUUACCCGCUAUGGAAUGGGAAGAAAGCUUUAUUAACUUCAUGAAAAAUUGGACAGCAACAAGAAAACCGGCAUUUAUGGACAUAGCAUUCACGUCCGAGCGUUCUAUCGAAGAUGAACUGAAUCGUGAAUCUCAAUCGGACAUUGUGACUAUUUUAGUAUCAUACAUUAUUAUGUUUGGAUAUAUUGCGGUGUCUCUUGGCCAAAUUAGAUCAUGCGCUCGUCUUUUGCACGAUUCUAAGAUUACUCUUGGACUUGGAGGUGUACUCAUAGUGUUGGCAUCUGUAAUUUGUUCAGUUGGAUUGUUCGGCUUUAUUGGUAUACCAGCUACACUGAUCAUCAUCGAGGUCAUUCCAUUCUUGGUAUUAGCAGUCGGAGUAGAUAAUAUCUUUAUUCUCGUUCAAACUCAUCAAAGGGAGGGUAGACGUCCAAAUGAAUCAAUCCCGGAACACAUUGGCCGUACGUUGGGUCAAGUUGGCCCUAGUAUGUUACUUACAAGUGUAUCGGAAAGCUGUUGCUUUUUCCUUGGUGGUCUUUCUGAUAUGCCUGCCGUGAAAGCGUUUGCUCUUUAUGCUGGAAUGGCAUUAUUAGUGGACUUCAUAUUACAAAUUACAUGUUUUGUCAGUCUUUUAGCACUUGAUACGAUUCGGCACGCAAAUAACAGAUUAGAUGUAUGUUGCUUUAUUCGCUCUAAGCGUGAUGAUGGAGAAGAAGUAGUAGAUGGAAUGUUGUAUAAAAUUUUCAAAGUCGCAUACGUCCCGCUGUUACUGCAAAAAUGGGUUCGCGCGAUCGUAAUGAUUGUGUUUUUCGGUUGGCUCUGUAGCAGUAUUGCCGUAAUACCACAUAUUGAAAUCGGCCUUGAUCAAGAACUUUCUAUGCCCGAAGAUAGUUUUGUCCUUAAAUAUUUCAAAUUUUUAAAUAAUUACUUAUCUAUUGGGCCGCCAAUGUAUUUCGUCGUCAAAGAUGGCCUAAAUUAUUCAAAUACGGAAAUGCAAAACUUAGUGUGUGGUGGACAAUAUUGUAAUAGUGAUUCAGUAUUGACACAAAUAUUUACAGCAUCUAAACAACCAAAUAGAACUUAUAUAGCCAAACCUGCUUCGUCUUGGAUGGAUGAUUAUAUCGAUUGGUCGGGAUUAUCCAGUUGUUGUAAAUAUUUUCCUACGAACAAUUCAUUCUGUCCACAUACUGGUCGACAAUGUUCUACUUGCAAUAUUACUUUGAAUGAAUACCACAGACCAGUGCCCGUUGACUUUAACAAAUAUGUAUCAUUCUUUCUGCAAGACAAUCCCGACGAAACAUGUGCUAAAGGAGGUCACGCAGCUUAUGGACACGGUGUGAAUUAUAUUACUGAUCCUAAAACGGGAAUGUCAACAGUCGGUGCUUCAUAUUUCAUGGCUUAUCAUACUAUCCUCAAGACUUCAGCCGAUUAUUUUGAAUCGAUGAGAGCAGCCAGAGUAGUAGCGGCGAACAUAACCAACAUGCUCAACUGUAACUUGAAAAGGCAUUAUGAAAACACUACUAUAGAAGUUUUUCCCUACAGUGUUUUCUAUGUAUUUUAUGAGCAGUAUCUAACUAUGUGGCCUGACACAUUGCAGAGUAUAGGAAUCUCAUUGCUAGCUAUAUUUGUGGUUACUUUCUUAUUAAUGGGUUUAGAUAUCUUCUCAUCACUCGUGGUUCUUAUUACAAUCACAAUGAUUGUCAUUAACAUUGGUGGUCUGAUGUAUUGGUGGCACAUAACUUUGAAUGCUGUAUCUCUAGUAAAUCUUGUUAUGGCAGUUGGUAUAGCUGUCGAGUUUUGCAGUCAUCUAGUACAUUCUUUUUCCGUGUCAGUUCAAGCAACUAGAGUUGAAAGAGUCGCAGAUGCAUUGACAAAUAUGGGGAGUUCAGUAUUCAGUGGUAUCACGCUAACAAAGUUUGGUGGCAUUAUAGUAUUGGGCUUUGCAAAGAGUCAAAUUUUUCAGGUGUUUUACUUCAGAAUGUAUUUGGGUAUUGUACUAUUUGGAGCAGCACAUGGUCUCAUCUUUUUGCCAGUACUGCUAAGUUAUAUAGGCGUGAUGUCGCGCCGAAGGCGUGGAAGAGCCCGCGAAUUCGCGAGCGGAAGCGAAACUAGGCGUCACAAACGUGACAAGCCGGAUUCUCCUCUACUCCAAAACGACAACCAACAACGCGCGUCCACUUCCUACGCCAGUGUGAACUCCAUUGAUGUGACUGAUCACCAUGUAACAUUCUAACGAAGAAUUGAUCAUUGCCGAUUUAAUCGAAUGCAAUUUUUGUACUUAGAAGGACUGAAAUUAAUCUACUAAAUAAGUUAUCAAUAGAGAGAAUCUGUUAUCUUGAGCCGAGAGAGAUUCACAAGUUUAUCUCUCCUCCGAAAUACAGAAAGUUUAAUACGAAUUAUUUCUAUAAAUUCUUCGAGACUGGUGAACAUGUCCAUCUAUGUUCAUAUCUGGCAUUAUAUUUUAGCGGUAAAUAAAUUUGUAUAAUUCUAGGUCUUCGUCAUUUUUAAUAUAUUUAUUUCAGGAAAGGUUUUCUUUUUUUUUUUUUUUAACUUAAUAUUAGAUUCUCUCACAGACUGUAUUCGAAAUUAAAUUAUGUUUUGCAAUCGCGAGCGCUUAAUCACGUACGAUCGAUUUUAUGUAGAAUAUAAUUGAUCUAGAACGAAGAAUUUUUGUUUUUCUUAUUACUCUUAAGCAAAUUUGUCGAUAAUAGUAUAAAAAACGUGACAGAUAUAUAAAAUGCAUUUUCCUAUUUUUAAUGCAUUUCGCAAUUGGACAUGAAUCCUUUUUCUGAUAUCGAUAUUCAGUUAUCACUUAUGUAGAUAUAAUAUAAAGAAUUCGUUCACACAAUACGAGUUUUUGACUACCGAUAAUUUGACUGAAUCGGUGCAAAUCAAUCUAAAUCUGAACGAUUUGUUUUACCGAAUCCUGUAUAUGGUUUAUAGCGACAAAACUGAGUGUUCGACUUGAUAAUUUUCUCGCAUACGAUAAUCGUAUCAUGUAAACGCUCCUAUAUAAAAAAUGUAUUGCCACUAUAGAGACAAAAAACUGAUCCGGCAGAACGACCAAUUCGGCAAACAACCGUAUCGUGUGAAUAAGUAAGCUCUAAAGGUAUUAACAGUUGAGAAAUAAAUCUAAAUCUAAGAAGUUGGUAUUUCUAAAAUAAUGGUUUAAUUUAGCUAUAAUAUCAAAAAUAAUACUGAAUUUCAGGAUUUCGUGUAGUUAGAAUUAUAAUAAACCCUUCGUUAGCACACAGUGAGUGAAUUCGCAUCAGCAUUUUUUAUAGCUAUAUAAUUAGUCCUAAAACGAAUUCUAUAGUUAAGAUUGAAACAAGAAUAAUUGGACACUAAAGAUGGCCCGAAGAGUUUAUUUGAUGACGCCAAAACGUUUGUCAAUUUCAUUAUUAUACAUUACUAAAUACACUCAACCCUCUUAUAACACAGUACUCUGAAAACACAGUUUCGAUACAUGGUGCAAAAAUUGCGAAUAUCCUAUAACAGAAUAUUCUUGUAACACGAUUUCCAUAUAGCUUAAUAAACUUGGAUAAUUCUUAUAUUUGGCACAACUGUUUUCAUCACACCGUUUUUAUUAACAUAAAGAAAAUUCCCCUUAUACGGCACUACAAGAAUACGGUUUCGAUAUAGCACGACACUCCGAGAACACGAUUUCAAUACAACACGGAACGAAAUAACCGUGUUAAUUACAUCGUUACAAUCUGUACUGAAGAUGUUCCCAGAAUACAAUUAUUUUGAUACAUAUGAGAUAGGACGAACGAAUCGAGUAGCGCGGGGAUCUUUACUGAAGUCGUUAGGCGGUUUAAACGAUCGACAGAAAUAACUCUUAAAUAAUAUUGUCUCGAGAAACGUCGAUAACCGGAUUUUUGUUAAGAGUGAGGACUCCGCGCAACGGAUUCCGAGAAACGAGAUUAAUGGAAGACAGAGUUGGCAAAAGAUGAGAAAAAAAAAUGAUAAAUUACAGAUGCGAAUUCGCACCUGUGUGCUACGAAAAGUCGUGAAAGAUGUGUGCAAACGAAGAAUUAAAUCACUCAACUAAAUAUUUAUAAUUAAGUAAAUUAUUCUUAUGCCGUCCACAUCUAAAAUAAAAUAUAAAAGUUAAGUGAAAUUAAAUAAACACAUAAAUCGAUAUUGAUAUUCUCAAAAACGAAUGAUAUUCAAAUGAUAUCUAUAUCAGGAAUCAAGUUUUCAAGUUUU